Prorocentrum cordatum is the source of this 3348-nucleotide messenger RNA. Lineage: Eukaryota; Dinophyceae; Prorocentrales; Prorocentraceae. The record is from the annotation of a GenBank genome assembly.
AUGAAGGCCGCCGCCGAGACGUCGAAGGAGUCCCAGGUCAUAGGGCCGUUGAUGAUCAGGACCAAGAGCGUCGACCUCACUGGCCCCAAGGGUUCCUGCGGACGCUGUGGCUUCAAGGAGGACGCCGAGCAUCCGUUCCCCGACGUCAAGUUCCCAGGUGAGGAGAUCAAGAAGUUCCCCUUCGGCUGCUCAUUCCACGUCCGUGGCUUUGUGAAGGGGAAGUUUUGGAUGGAUUACACUUGGCCUACUCUUUGCGGGGCUUGCGAGAAUGACAGCGAGUUGGCCGACUCCUUCGAGGCGUGCUGCCAGGCCGCCGACGGAAAGCGCUUCUCGGCCACGUUGCCGCAGGACGUCACGAUGGGCACGCAGACUGGCAUCACGGUGUACUCGGACUGCGCCCUCAUCACAGACGCCCAGUACCAGACCGACAUCGCCCCUGCAGGGGCGCAGAGCUUAACGCCGCAGCAGGCAGGGGAACGUGCCACAGAAGUGCAGAACGAGCACAAGGGUGAUGCGGUCACGGGGGCGCUAGCCUUGGAUCCGACGUCGCCUUAUCUCAAGGUGCGCAGGUUCACCACCACCCUGAACACCCGCAGCGAGAAGGCUCUGUCGGCCGACGAUUGCUGCCGUGAGGGCGCGGCUUCGUCAUUGGAGGAGGCCGCCAACAAGCUCAUGCGCGAGCAGAUGCCCAUUACCUUGAGGGGGAAUGUUGGGAUUCCGACGGUGGCCGAGCUCGAGGCCAGAGCCUUGGGUGCGGCGCGGGGCCUCGGGCUGAUUACCGAUCCGACUCCUCCAGCAGCUCCGACGGGGAAGCUGGGUCCAGCGUCGCUUGGACCAAACACCGACGACACCAGGCCGCCCAGGUCCGCGUUCGACAAUGCCAUCCAAGUGCCUGGUUCGGUUCCAGCUGGCGCUGCCCGUGGCUCCAUGGGCGACGACGCGGGGCCGCUGCCGUCAGGUGCCAGCGACCGCAGCCGCGGGGCCUCCUCGAUGAUGACAGGGGCGCCGCCGUCCGUCGAGAAGCCUGGUCAGGCAAACAACGCUUCGGAGAAGGCGAGGCUGAAGGAGCUCAAGGAUUCGAUCUCCUUGGGGCGCAUCCUCACGAAGGGUAAGGACCAUGGCAUCGGUGAUAAGAUCUACGCGCUUCGGCGCUGGAAGCCUGAUAGCGACGUCUUGGGCGGCGAGAAGGACAACUACCUCAGCGACGUCGACUGGUGCACGACUCUGGGUGGGAAGGCCAUCGAACAAAUGGGGCAGGAUACCCGCCUGCGGCUGCUCGGGAACAUCAAGCACGUGGACCUCUCGGACGCGGUUCCUUUCAAGCUGCAGCUCUGCGCGGUUGCGGCCAAGGAGAUGUUCGACGUUGGAGGCAAGGUCGAGAUCUGCAUUCCCUGGAAGCAGUGCGCGGGCGAGUUUUCGAUGCUUCAUCCUCGGUUCUCGGUUGCUGGGGCGCCUGGCGCAGAACUCGUCGAGACGGGCAGGACGUUCUUCAUCGACAAUUUGGUUUUGUCGUGCACCAAGCAGGAUAAGAUCCACAACUCGUGGAUGAUGGACCUGAUCGAUCAAAUCCUUCCUCGCGUCAAGUCCGGGGCGGUUCGCGAGGAGGCUGGCGUGUGCAAAGACCUCGCGAAGGAGAUCUACGUGUACGCCGAGUCCCUUCGCAUCCUCAUAGGCCCCUCGCCCGCAGCGCUGCUGGAGUGCGAUAUCAGGUCUGAAGUUCGCAAGUUCCUUCGUGAAGAAGCUGGGCCUGAGUGGCGCGUGGUCGUGACGACCUUCGGCUCGGAGUGGAAAGCGUGCCUUGGGGAGUGCAACCGUUCCUACCACACCGACGUGAAGUGCGGCGAGAAGGUCUCCUCCGUGGAACGGGUGCUCGGGGACGCUAUCAAGACUCUGACCGUUCAGGACAUUUCUUCGAUCAUCGUGAACCUGAAGGAGUGGGGCCCGUUGUUGCGCCUGGGUGCUGCGAGAAACAUCAUGAACCAUUUCCGCGACAAGCUGGGGGACUUUAUCAAGAAGUCUGUGCUCGCGUCGGACAUCGGACACCAGGCGGUGCCAGAUAUCGAGGAAGUGACAAAGUUGAACUUGGAGUUCCUCGAUCUCCUGAGCCUCACCCCGAAGCUGCGUGCCAUCUCUGAGGACACGGUCCAAGCAUUCAACAAGAUCUAUGCCGACCUGGAGAUGUUCCAGGAGAAGGUGUACAUCAAAGGCAAGAGCGACAAACUUGUGGAGGCUUGCGACGCCUACGACCCCAAGCGCGAUGAGACAGCGCAGAAGAUUGCCGUCGCUUUGACGGAAUCUCAAGGCGCGCACUUCGGCUCGGGCGAGGUCGUCGCCAAGCUCAUCGGAUGUGCUCGGACUUGCUUCAAUCACGUUGUGCAGAUGGGCCUCGACUUCACCGCAGAAGAUGAGACAACUGAUACCUGGGCCGAGACCGCCGAGAUGAUGAAGAAGAUGCUGGCAGUGGCAGCUGGCGCGGUCAAUCGCGUCGGGGAGUUCGACGCUGACGCGCGAGAGAUCCACGGGCUGGUGGUCACCAAGAUGAUGCUGAUCCAGUUGAUGCUGUCCAUCGGAGCCGUCACCGCCCGCAAGCCGUUCGCCGACUUGCACGUGGAUCUUGCUGAUGACGCGCAGGAGUUCGUCGAGACCGCCGCCGAGCCGCCCCAGGAUCCCGAGCAGCCGCAGGGAGAGGGGGCCUCGACAACACAGGGUGCGGAUGGCUCGGACGGGGCCGACGGCAAGAAGACGCUCGAGGUUACGAUACUGGCCGACUUCAAGGCUUUCGAGGCCCUCGCCAAAGUGGCAAUCAAGACAGGCCGCGACUUGCUCAAGGAGUUCUCGACGGUGUACUGGGACCUGGUGGCGGACGCCACGGAGUACGCUGUGAAGGAGAUGGAUGCCUUGAGCGGCGGCAUCAUGAACGGCGGCGGCAAGAGCUGGACGGACGGCGCCUCCAGCUUGCAGAACUGGGAGGAGGUCCUGACCCAGAUCAAGGCCACGCUCUUCAAGCAGAAGGGCUUGGCAACCAAGGCGCGCGCGCUGAAGGGCGACAUGCUCAAGCAGCUUGGCGAGCUCAAGAAGACGGCCGACGAGCACGGCAAGAUGAGCGAGUUCGGUGGCCUCGAGGCGUCGGCGCUCAAGGCCGCGGGCCGCGCGGAGGCCACGCUGUUCGAGGCGCGCUUCGUUCAGCUCGUCAAGGGCGGAGUCCACGCGAAGGACCACGAGGAGUGCUUGCUGGCUUUCAGGGAUGAGCUGCACGACGCGAAGUACUUCAAGGAGAAGGACAUCCACCCAGUGAUCGCGGCCAAGCUGGAGGAGAUGCUCACGCAGGCCUUCAACGACACGUUGUAG